UCUCGUCUUGCUGCUGAAGCGAACGGUCGGUAGCCGGAUUCUCGAACUUUAAGAUACUUUUGGAAGAGCCAGAACCAGUACCAGGCCAAAAACAAUUUAUCUUCUGUGUGCCAAGAAAAAAUCAAGUAAAAGUGCUGACAGUGCUGGCCGGAAAUUGGAACGCUAAACGUCAACAUAAUUACGCGGCAAUAAUUUUGAAAGCCCAAGAGAUCGCCAGAAAUCAAUUUGUCCCGUGUGACACAGUUCGGAGUGGCACAAAAGCCGCAAACGCACCCGUUGGAUACCUACUUCAGCAGCGAUCGGCGGCGAGAGCACUCCAGCCACAGACACCCGUGAGCACGGCAACAUGAUGUCCAGAAGAACGCUGCUAGUGGCCGGACUCCUACUGAUCGUGGGCAGCUCCGCGGUUUUCUCAUACCCACAGUCCUCCCUCGAAGAAGAGGAAAUGCAGAAUGACGAGAACUUCGACUACGGCGACGAAAGCGACAGUGCGCCCAGUCCGCAGACAAAGGCCCAGAGUCCCAGUGCCGGCGAGAAGGUGAACAAAACCCUCACAGUGACGGGAAUCCGAGGCGAGGAUGUGGUGCUCAAGUGCGAUGUGGGACGCAAUCUGCAAAGUACGGAGACCGUAGUUCUGUGGUACCUCGGCGAGCACGUCAUCUCCAAUGGCAAGAACCUGGUGCUGCCCAACUUCAAACUGGACGCCAACUACGAUCUGACCAUCCUGAAGGCCAAUCCCCAGGACGCCGGCACGUACCACUGCCAGGUUCUGCCCUCCCACUCCGAGGUCUACACGAAGGUGAUCAUUGCCGAGCACUCCCUGGACGCCAUUGCACCGGAGAGCUCCACUUCAGCGGCGGGAUCUGCGAGCAGUUUUCUGGGCUGCACGCUCCUCGGAUCCACCAUGUUGCUGCUCCUGGGGCUGGGCUCACACUAGACUAGUUAGUAUUAAGCUGGCAGAUCACGGGCCACUCUUCUACACUCUCCACUCUUCUCACAGGAAAUGAGCAUUUGAAGUCUUUGUUGAUUGUAAAUUUUGUAUUUGUAAAGACACAGAAUCAACUUUAUUUAUUAAAUAAAAAGGAACCAAAGUAAGCUAA
Molecule: messenger RNA, 1100 nt
Organism: Drosophila biarmipes
Lineage: Eukaryota; Metazoa; Arthropoda; Insecta; Diptera; Drosophilidae
Gene: babos
Exons: 3
Coding region: 347-937 (196 amino acids)
Source: RefSeq, a predicted model, not a curated record